UUGUCUGCAGAAGAGGAUGUAUCACGGCACGUCACGUGACCCGUUAAUUCCGCGUUCCCGACGCUGGGGAUGUUGUCUCCUGCUCGUUCCAUGGAGGCGUGCACGGCUUUGCCUAAGCCAUCCUAGCCGCUUUCCUCCACCCUUCCCCGGCGAAGGGUGCCCUAGUAAACGUCCGCCAUCGAUGACGCAUUGACCGGACGAGUCGCUCCCCCUCCUUUGCCCCCCCCGCGCCCCCUCCCUUUUUCCUCCAUCGUCUGGUUCUCCAUCGAACCUGUCGUCGAAGCAGCGCGGCCGAGCUGGGGGGCAAUCCGGGGAAAGGGAGCCGCGGCGCCGCGCACCGGCCGCCGGAUACCCCUCCGCGACGCGCCACCAACAACAUGCUAACCCGGGUCAAGUCCGCCGUGGCCGGCUUCAUGGGUGGGAUCAUGGCCGGGGGCAGCUCCGCCGGAGGCGGCAACCCCGGCUCGGACCUGCCGCUGAAAUUCCCGUAUAUGAGGCCGGAGUUCUUGGGACUAUCCCCGGAUGAGAUCGAGUGCUCCGCGGAUCACAUGGCCCGGCCCAUCCUCAUCCUGAAGGAGACCAGGAGAUUACCGUGGGCCACCGGAUAUGCUGAAGUGAUUAAUGCCGGAAAGAGCGCUCUGAACGAGGACCAGGCGUGCUGCGAGGUGGUGGUGGUGAGGAGGAGACCCAUGAGCUACUGCCCCCCGUCCACCCCAAGCAGGACCCCGACCGCCAAGAGACGCAACUCCUUGCCCAAUGGGGAGGGCCCUGGGCUGCGCUUGGAGCACGGCAAGCUGGGAGAGGACAACGAGGGACUCGUGUUCCACUACUGGGCCUUGUUUGACGGCCACGCUGGUUCAGGCGCCGCCGUGGUGGCCUCCCGCCUCCUCCAGCACCACAUCGCUUGCCAGCUGCAGGCUGUCAUCGAGAUCCUGCACAACCUGGCCUCUCUGCCGCCCACCAUCCUGGGGGAGGAGCCCGACGGCAACCCCUUCUUGCAGCAGGGCAACACGCCGGGCCCGCACCGCUCUCUGACCCGGGCGGCCUCGCUACGGGGCGCGGCCGGUACACCCGCUUCGCCGAGCAGCACGCCUCCCCCUCCUCGGUUCUUCACCGAGAAGAAGAUCCAGCAUGAGAGCUUGGUGAUUGGAGCUGUAGAGAAUGCCUUUAAAGAGAUGGAUGCUCAGAUAGAGAAGGAGAAGCAAGGCUACAACAUCUCAGGGGGAUGCACGGCUCUCACUGUGGUCUACCUGCUGGGAAAACUCUAUGUCGGCAAUGCAGGCGACAGCAGGGCCAUUAUCAUUAGAAACAAUGAAAUUGUUCCCAUGUCAGCAGAAUUCACGCCAGAAUCAGAGCGACAGCGGCUACAAUUCUUGGGUUUCAUGCAGCCUCACCUGCUCGGAAACGAGUUCACGCACCUGGAAUUCCCACGGCGGGUCCAGAGGAAAGAGGUGGGGAAGAGGAUGCUCUACAGAGACUUUACCAUGAACGGAUGGGCAUACAAGACCGUUGAAGAUGAGGACCUCAAGUUCCCACUGAUAUACGGCGAGGGGAAAAAGGCUCGGGUGUUGGCAACCAUCGGCGUGACCAGAGGGCUCGGCGACCACGACCUCAAAGUUCACGACUCCAACAUCUACAUCAAGCCCUUCCUGUCCUGCCUUCCGGAGGUGAAGGUGUACAACCUGACGCAGUACGAGCACGGCGCCGACGACGUCUUGGUGAUGGGCACCGAUGGCCUGUGGGACGUCCUGUCCAACCAGGAAGUGGCCGAAGCCGUGUCCACCUUUCUCUCCAACUGUGACCCCGAUGAUCUACACAGGUACACGAUGGCCGCACAGGAUUUGGUGAUGCGAGCUCGCGGGGUCCUGAGGGACCGAGGCUGGCGCAUCACCAACGAGCGCCUGGGCUCCGGGGACGACAUCUCCGUCUUCAUCAUACCGCUGAUGUACGGCAACCGUCAGCCCUGAGAAUCCAAGCCCGCAGCUAAAACAACCCGACCCACCACCAAAAACUUGUAUUUUUUUUGGUCUUGUUGGGAGUGAUCCGCCAAAAAAGGGGGGCUUCCUGUCAUCAUUUUUGCAUCCAAUUACUGUAGACAACUGUGCGACAUUUACUCACUCUUGCCUCUUGAGGAAGUAGAUGGUAUUACAACCCAAGACAGGCUUUAUGGACUACUAUUAAUCAACAUAUUUGCCAACCUUGAGACCUCCGAAUUCGGGAGAUUGGGGCGGGGGUUGAAGUGGGCGAGGCAUUGCGGGGUUAAGGGGGGAGGAGUAUAUUUAUAGCUAGAAUUCACUGAAAUUCAAGUAUUUCUUAUAUAUAUAUAUAUAUAUAUAUAUAUAUAUAUAUAUAUAUUAGAGAUGCGCGGAUAGGCAAUUAUUUCAUCCGCAACCGCAUCACAAAAGUCGUCAACCAUCCGCCAUGCACCCGAACUAACAUUUAAUCAAAACCGCACCCGCCCGCCAUCCGCCACCCGCCCGUUGUUAUAUAUCUAAUAUAGACGAUGCAAGGCAUUAGUGAGGUUAUAAAGCCUGUUAAAGAAAGGAGACUGAUCCAAUGCAGCAGAGACAUUCAAUGCGUGCCACGCUGUCACGGCCCAGACGCACACCAGUGCGCAAUCAUCUGGGAGCCGCGCUGAGCGCACCUCCAAGCGCGCUCGCGCCACUCAAACUGCUGCAGGCAGCUGCGUCCACACAUGCAUCUGUAAGCCUUGUUUUAACAUCCUGUGGCACUCUUCUGGGAUCACGGCGGACGAAACUGCUCAUGCUCAGGGUGUUUGUGGAGGUUCGGGGUUUUGCACAAAUGUGAUGCACCAUGUUAGAUGUCCCGGUUUUGUGACUGUCGUAGACAUAAACAGCGUCGCAGCUCUUGCAAAUCACGUAGCCAGCAUUACUAUCAUCCUGAUUUACAACCUCAUAAAAACGAGUCCACGCUGAACUUUUCUGGCCUUUUUUUCCCCUGGUCCUUAGUAUUCCCUUUUUUAGUUUGUCGCGUACCACGUUUGCUGCCGGCGUUGCCAUCUCUUUUUUUUUUCUUCUUCUGUUGUGGCAUAUGCUGCAGGUGCCUGCUCGUUUUUCGUAUGUGGGUAACAACAUUUAACUAUGUAUAUAUAUUUCCCAAUUGGUUUAACUGCCACCCGCCUGAAUCUAUUUAAAAUCUAAUUUUUUUUUAUUUCAACCACCCGACCCGCGGAUAAAAUCUAAUUUUUUUUUAUUUCAACCGCCCGACCCGCGGAUAAUCCACGGACUCCGCGGUUGUGUCCGCAAACCGCGCAUCUCUAAUAUAUAUAUAUAUAUAUAUAUAUAUAUAAAAUAAAUACUUGAAUUUCAGUGUUCAUUUAUUUACACAUAUACACACACAUAACACUCCUCUACUCAUUGUUGUAUUUGAAAGUGCAAUGCUUUGCAGCCAGUAGCACAGCCUUUGAAGGAGCACAGGUAUGGGCAGCAUCUGUGAAAUUUAAUUUGCAGGAAAGGAGUGAGUUUAGGGUUGAAUUGUUCAUCCUCGUUCUAUUCUCUGUCGCUAUCUCUCUAACCAUGCUGAACACCCUCUCUGAUGAUGCAUUGCUGUGUGGCACGCACAAAACUGCCUUCAUCAAAUGCACCAGAGUCUGGAAUCUUCCAUCUCUCCCUAGCAUAACCCCUUCCCCUUCGAGCUGUCCUGGAUAAACGGAAAUUCUUGUUUCCAAUCAUUUUGGAACUUGCAAGCGUACUUCUUCUUCUUACUCGUCGUCGCCAUGACCGUCUCUUCUUCGCUCUUCUGCUCCGUCUCUGUUAUGUUUUUGGACAUUACUACUUGCCGUAGUUUUGAAGCAAUGCCCGAUGGGAAUCCGGAUGUUGUGUGUCAGUGCAUUAACGUGCCGGCUGGAAUAAACACACGCUGAGAAAUAGCUCGGUGCCUGCCUACUUUAUGGGUUAUAGAUAAACCUAUGGAUAACGGAGACAUAUAUAAUAGUCUCCUUCUUGUUGUGUGUGCAGUUGUGCACUGAGCUCCAAAAGCCGUAGAUGUUAUAACGCUGUUUAUAUGGAGGAAAAGCGGACGUGACGCCAGACUGUCCUCACUCAGGUCUGGCUGGAAAUCGGGAGAAAUUCGGGAGAAUGGUUGUCCCGGAGAUUUUCGGGAGGGGCACUGAAAUUCGGGAGUCUCCCGGAAAAUUCGGGAGGGUUGGCAAGUAUGUUAAUCAAUCAGGCUAGGAAAACUUCAUUCGAUGACCGAGCGUCGCGAUUCUUUCACAAAAUAAAAGUUCAAUAUUAUACUCGCUAAAACAUGAUGCUAAAUUUGAAAUGUAAACAUGGCCCUAGAAAUGAAAAUGUAUUCCUGGGGUUUGUUUGCACUUGGACAUGAUUGCACUUUAAUUGGACCCACAAAAAAAAGUUGUGCAUGCAUUGAUUUAUAGUGGGAAACAUUUUUUUCCCCCCCACUUUCUAUAACUUAUCGUACGGCUCGUGUCCUUGUUAUUGUUUUUAUUUAGAUGUGAUUCCGAGGCUCAUGUUCUCGUUUACGGCGCUAUAUCUGAAAUGUUGACGAUGAUGGUUAAACGGCGGCAUGAAAGUAAAAAAAAAAAAAAAAAAGGAUGAUGAGGACGGGUCAUUUCAAGCAUGUGCCAAGGCUGUCAAUCAUGGCAGCCGACUGUUUAGUUUGUCAUUGUUUCUACCUGUCCUCCUGUACAUUCCAUGAAGUGUGUUUUCAUUAGGAUUAUAUUUAUUGAGAGCUUUGUUAUGGUAUCUCGUAAUGUGAAUUUAAAACCGCAGCUCCUCGGGCUUGUGUUGAAUGUUCAUCCUAUACUUAAGUGUCAUUCAGACUUGUUUUUUGCUCUGUUAGAUGAAUGUAAUUUCUUUCUCUCGCCCCCAUCGUGCCACCCAGGAUGGAUUUGUUGAAGUUGCUGUCAUUGAAAUGAACAAAAAAAUAAUAUAUAGCUGUGCUUUAUUAUUUUUUUAAAUUCUACUUCCUGUGUAGCUUCAUUUUAGGAAAUCAGCUGCAAGGGGAUCGAGGCGACCGCGUGACCUUCCUGCUUUGUGAAUGUCUACCUUUUGUAUAACUGAAAGGUUCCUACAGAAGUACAAAAAAAAUAUUUUAAUGUCUCCUUGUGCAUCGCUACUGUUGGGAGGGGCGGGGAUUUCAAAAAAAGUGGAAAAAAAUAAAUGGGAGAAAUGUU
Nerophis lumbriciformis (worm pipefish) is the source of this 5155-nucleotide messenger RNA. RefSeq names its product protein phosphatase 1H-like. Gene Ontology annotation, cellular component: mitochondrion. NCBI's taxonomy places the organism in Eukaryota, Metazoa, Chordata, Actinopteri, Syngnathiformes, Syngnathidae. Gene Ontology annotation, biological process: protein dephosphorylation. Gene Ontology annotation, molecular function: [pyruvate dehydrogenase (acetyl-transferring)]-phosphatase activity. The record is from RefSeq and is a predicted model, not a curated record.